AUGUCUUUCUUUGGUUUCAAUACCAACCUACCUCGGGAUCGCGAUGGUCCUGGGGCUAGGGGGUUCUUCGAAAACCCAGACCCCUUUGCGGAAGUCGCCAGAGCUAACGCGUUCGAGGAUGACGAUGUCAUCGACUUCGAGGAUACCUACGACGGCUUGGGAGACCAGCUGCCCGACGAUCAGGAUGAGUUCAACGAUGACACGUUUGGCGGAGCUCCCGAUACAUCGGUUGGAAGAGACUUUGAUUUCUUUGGGAAAACCGCUCAGGUGUCCGACGCGAUUGGCGAGGAGCAGGUUCGCUUUAGUCUGCAGCACCCCAAUGCUCCCCGAGUCGCGCCCCAGGCCCAAGUUCCCGUCCAGCAGGCCCCCGCCGUGGAGACCGUCAAGCGCUCGGGGUAUGAGAAGUACUCAGAUCCCGGGUACAUUCCGGAUCUGCAAGCCAAAUCCAGUGUCUGGGGCGUUUCACAGAAGAAGACCGAGCCAGCACCGAGCCGGAAAAUGAUGAGCUUGGAGGAGGUUGAGGCGCAGAUGCGUCAACACCCUCAACAUGCGAGUCCAGCUGCUCAGGCCUUUUUGCGCUCCAUGGUGGAGCCUGCCUAUCCUCCCCAGCACCAACAUCUCCCAACUCUCCCCGAUGGGUUCCCCCCGGUGCCUCCGGAGUUCCUGCAGGCACAGUUGAAACAAGGCCACCUACCCCCACAGAUGCACCCACCGCCUGGUAUGCCGGAGCUCUAUGGCCCUGGACCCGUUCCCGCUGGUGGGGCCCUGCACAUGAUGCAGAACGCCAAUCUCCCCCCGCAACACAUGCCGCCUGCUGGCCCACGCCAUGCCGGUCCGCCCCAGGUCCAACGCCCUCCACAACCCCAGCAACCUCAGCCCCAGCAGGUACCGCCCCCCUCUCGGGGUUCCAACAAUGGAAUGCCAGUGAUUACCAACCCACAGCAGCUUAUGCAUCUGACGGAAGACCAGCGUAACGCUUACCUGGUGGAGGAUGCCAAGCGGGCGAAGCGCAACCAUAAGAUCUUCCUCUUGUCACGAGGCAAUGGCCUGAUGACACCGCAGGAUAAGAACUUCAUCACCCGCAUUCAACUGCAACAGCUUGUGGCGGCUGCUGGAAAUGUCGCAGACUCGGACCCCGAGGCCGUACUGGCCGAGGACUUCUACUACCAGGUCUACAGCCAGAUCCGUGGUGCACCGCGCCAACACCCCCACCAGCCUCUUGGUCACUUUGCUCAGACCUACCUCCUUCAAACGGGUAACCGACUUGGUGGACACGGCCGACGGAACUUCCAAUCUGCCGACAACCACAUGCAGCGGAUGCAACAGCAAGUUCAGCGUGCGGUUGAGGCGGCCAAGGCUAAGCCCAAGAAUAAGCAACUCAUCAUUGAGGGUAGUUUGGGCAAGAUCGCCUUCAGCAACGCCAAGGCACCCAAGCCCAUGCUGAACAUCAAGCGCCCUGAUAGCUCAGAGGGAGCCAAGCCCAAAAAGCUGCACUCUAAUCUGAGUCUUAGUGACCGCAAGUCGAUUCUCACCAACCUUGAAGGUGUUUACAGUGCAUUGAUGGCCAUGGAGGAUAUGGAGCGCACGAUGCCCCCACCCCCUGAGGAGGGCGAUGCCGAGGCGAUCCAAGAACACAUGGAAUGGAGACAGAAGCUUCACUCGCUGAACCAGAAGCUCUGGCGCUCAUUGAAAGUGAUGGAACCCAUUGUGCCCAACUCGACGACACCACACCCCUUCAUCGCGUUCUUGUCAUACCCCAAAGGCAAGAAGGCGAUUCCUCGCAUCUUCCGCCACAUUGACCAGGAACAGCGCGUCACUAUCCUUACCAUGAUUGUCGUUCACCUGGACAGCCUUGAUGUGGUCCACCAUGCUCAGCCCGUCCCCGGCGAGGCUCAGCCAUCGCUUGCUGUGCGCGAAGCCAUUGACUUGUUCUCCCUGGCUGUCAUGCCUUGCUUAUUGGGCUACGUCAACGAGGCGCCAUUCAACAUCAUCAUUGGUCUUUUGGGACUGGUUAUCAACCAAACCCACGUGCACACCGUGGCUCGGACUAAGGUUGGACUGGGCAUUCUGACGAUGUUGCUCAGUCGCGCCGAAAUUGUCAAGGAGGCCGGCCAGGCUUCCGAGCACGAUUGGCAGCAGUGGGUGGAGAAGUUCAACGUGCUCUUCGAUACUUUGGAGCCGGGCUUGAACGAUAUCUUCCCUGGCACGAUCAGUUCUGGAGAUGACAUGUACGUGUGGCAGUUCCUUGCUGCCGUGGGUAUUGGCGCCAGCCCUGAGCAGCAGCAGCGCUUAGUUAUCGCCGUCAAGGAUCGUGUCAUGGAGACUGUCGGCUACAGCAAGACCCUACCUGCCGACAUGGGUAGCCAGCGCCUGAGCAACGUCAACCUUUUCAUGCGUGCUAUCGGUUUGGAUGUUGAGCUCCUUGGUUGA
Messenger RNA from Penicillium arizonense, 2430 nucleotides. Its product is annotated as deadenylation-dependent mRNA-decapping factor PAT1. The transcript has 3 exons. Gene Ontology annotation, biological process: deadenylation-dependent decapping of nuclear-transcribed mRNA; P-body assembly. NCBI's taxonomy places the organism in Eukaryota, Fungi, Ascomycota, Eurotiomycetes, Eurotiales, Aspergillaceae. Gene Ontology annotation, cellular component: P-body. Bases 1 to 2430 code for a protein of 809 amino acids. The record is from RefSeq and is a predicted model, not a curated record. Gene Ontology annotation, molecular function: RNA binding.